CUAGCCAAACACAACUCCUAGGUGUUCACAGAUAGAUCUUCCUCGUACUUAUCUAUCUCUCAUAACCCUUUUCGUGUUAUUUGGUCCCAAAAGAUUGUGUAACAUGGGUAUUGAGUUUCAGAACUGGUUGCAGCUGUGUGUCAUUUUGUUGUUGUGUAACAACAGCGUGAAAGCUCAGCCUCAGGUUCCUUGUCUGUUUGUUUUUGGUGAUUCUUUAGUGGACAAUGGCAACAAUAACCAAAUCACUUCUCUGGCAAAGGCUAAUUACUUGCCUUAUGGUGUUGAUUUUCCCCGAGGACCAACCGGCAGGUUCUGUAACGGUAAAACAACCGUUGAUGUCAUCUCUGAGCUAUUGGGGUUUGAUAGUUACAUUCCGGCUUAUACACAAGCAAGAGGCCAAGCCAUACUCAAAGGAGUGAAUUAUGCCUCUGCAGCUGCUGGCAUUCGAGACGAGACUGGCCAGCAAUUGGGCCAGCGGAUUAGUAUGAGCGGGCAAGUAAAUAAUUACAAGAACACGAUAUCACAAGUGGUGAAUUUGCUAGGUAAUGAAACGGCUGCUGCAAAUUAUCUCAGCAAGUGCAUAUACUCUGUCGGAUUAGGUAGCAACGACUACCUUAACAACUAUUUCAUGCCUGCUUCGUAUUCUACUAGCCGGAGAUAUACCCCUGAUCAGUAUGCUGAUGUUCUUAUCCAACAGUAUAGACAGCAAUUAGUGGCCUUGUACAAUUAUGGAGCAAGAAAAUUUGUGUUAAAUGGAGUAGGGCAGAUUGGUUGCAGCCCGAAUGCUCUGUCUCAGAGCGCGGAUGGGACAACAUGUGUGCAAAGAAUCAAUUCCGCGAAUCAACUUUUCAACAACAGGCUCAGGUCUCUGGUUGAUGAUCUCAACAGGAAUCAACUAGACUCGAAAUUUAUAUACAUUAAUGCUUAUUCAAUUUUCCAGGACUUGGUCACCCGUCCUUCAAAUUUCGGUUUUAGAGUUACAAAUGCAGGAUGUUGCGGUGUAGGGAGAAACAAUGGCCAAAUCACUUGCCUUCCACUACAAAAUCCAUGCAGAAACAGGAAAGACCACGUCUUCUGGGAUGCGUUUCAUCCGACUGAAGCUGCCAAUUUGAUUAUAGGGAGGAGAGCAUAUGCAGCAGAGUCUUCGUCUGAUACGUACCCCUAUGAUAUCCGUCGUCUAGCUCAACUCUGAUCAGAGAGUGCUGAAAAAUGGAUAACCUAAUAUGCAUGUCAUAGUUCUAUUUUGUUUCUCAUUGAGUCUGUACUUUAUUAUUAAGUGUCUAUGCAUUGUCUGAAGGGUGUGAAAAUGUAGGUGGCACCCUUCAAAAAGGACUGAAUUAUAAUAUAAAUCUUAAAUUGCCUCUUAUCGUUUGUG
This is a messenger RNA of Daucus carota subsp. sativus, 1375 nucleotides long. Its product is annotated as GDSL esterase/lipase At1g29670. The record is from RefSeq and is a predicted model, not a curated record. The coding region runs from base 104 to 1192 and encodes 362 amino acids. The transcript has 5 exons. Gene Ontology annotation, molecular function: hydrolase activity, acting on ester bonds. NCBI's taxonomy places the organism in Eukaryota, Viridiplantae, Streptophyta, Magnoliopsida, Apiales, Apiaceae.